AUUUCCGUGGUAAAGUUUGAUUGACUCAGCUGGUUGCAUUCAAGCGGCUAACAAGUCAAGAACCAGUUUAUUUUAUGUCGCACUUUGCUGCGGCUCAUGUUGAUACUGCCGAGUGGAUUUUGUUACGCUUUUUAAAAUUCUCGGAAGUGCGCAUAAAUUUUGUUACUGUACCUGUGUAGUUAGUGUUUCUGCACACAAGCGGACACCGUAUAAGUGGAACAAGUUUUCCACUUUUACGGUACAAGCAUUUUUGCAGAAUCGUGUGUUCGGAAGCGUUGGUAGCCCAAACCGCCGCUAAACCCAACCAACAGCGGAAAAUGAAAUACUGUACGUACACUUCUCCGAUUCUCCAACAUUCGAAAACCGGAUAUUCGGUUGAAAAAUUGUAGCGCUGUCAUCUGGUGUGUGUUGGCCGCAUUUUUCCUCAGCAUUUUUUGGAAGUAUCCAAAAAGAUGAUCCAGAGAAAACUGAUAUCGGGCGGAUGUAAGAGUAUAUAUUUAGCAUUCGCCGGAGCGCCACGCUCUUUUUGGCCUAAUUGAUGAGCACAAAUGCCAAUGACUCAAAACUGCUACAGUGCGGAGAAAUUUCACGAACGUUCUCAUCUUCUCAUGCUCUCUUUCUAAUGCCGUCGACGGGCAUAUUAAUUGCCUUAUUGCCAAUCAUAUUUUGUGAUGAAUGCAUGACGCAUGUAAACUGUGGCGUGUCUCACACGCGUUGAAAAAUUGUGUUGCGUACUGACGACAGUUUCUGAUGUUCCAUCCUUAGAAGAAGUUAGCCGGAUAGGCUGUGCAGUCUGAUAAAACCAACGAUCUCAAAUUGAAGCUGUCGCAAAAGCGUCGGUUAUUGUGAAUCUGCAUUUCGGAAAGCUGGAGAUGUUUUGCGCAUAUCGCUUGUGAUUAUAAUACUGCUUUAUCGACGGUAACCGGCAUCGGAUAAUUUAUGGAUUUAAACUGUUUUAUGGACUUUCGCGUGUGAUAUUCGCAGUAGUUAGCGAUGCACAGCCCAGAUGUUGGUCAUAUCUCGAAUCGGUGGACUUUGAAACGCCUGCGUUUUUGAAAUAGCACUUACCUUUCUUUAAUUCUGUGCGCCAGCACAACAGUAGUCGGAUCGCGUCUCGGACGUCAAAGAGUGCUGUCGUUGCAAAACGCCAACGUGAUUGCGAAACGGGCGAGUUUGCGCUGCUUCUGCUUGUACUGAGUAUUGCAGUGCAGGCCGCGUUGGAUGCCGAUUAUCAUUGUAGUUUUAGAGUGUCUCGGUCGUGGGGUUUAUUUAUAUAUCCAAAUAAGUGAUCCAAGCGGUACACAGUUUUUAUUCUGCCUUAAUGGCGCGGGUUUUUAUGGGCGCUGCGCUUAAGUUGCAUGAAAAAUUUUCGCGUUGACCGGCACUCGGCUCAGCAUAUUUCCUGCUGUGGUUGUACAAAAGCGGAGCAGCUUAAGGCUCGAUUAAGUCCUUCCCAUCUUCCCUGAUCAAACGCAAUGCUGCGAUCACUGAAAAACGCGAUGGACCGGAGCAGCCAUAAAAAGAAAUCAGACUCCAGUACGACAUCCUUUGACUCGAGUACAUCGCGUUCGUCACAUGGCGAUAUCAAUAUACCGCCGAACGCAUUCCAAGCCGUAAAAACCUUCGAACGGCGCGUCUCAGCCGACGCGGCCGCUGUGAACAGUACUAACAAUUUACACACUCACAACAUAAUCUCCUCGGGAUUGCCUCCCAAAAUGAGUCUCCCACACGCUAAAAGCCCCGAACCCAUUAUCUCCGAGCCGGGCAGUCCGAUUGUACCGCUGACGAAGGCCCGCUUCGGCAGCACGGAUCUACUGAGCAGUCAUGCUAACGGCCGCUCAUCCAGUCCGCAUGUGGAGCGCAAACACCACCAGUCCUCAUCGCAGUCCGUCACUGUCCACCAGAGUCGGCAGUACCAGGAGAUUGUCGAUGGGAAACAAGUGGUGAACUAUUCAGCCUCCCGGCAGAAUAGCCAUCAGAAGGAAUCCAAGAUAAACUCCACGGAGAUCAACGGGGAAGUGAAGGUGGAUGCUGACCACAAAGUGUCGUCCAGUUCGGCCGCUAAGGCCUCCAUCGAAGCCCUGGACAGCAUGGGACAGAGCCUGCGGGCAGCGUGUGCGGCGCUCAGUCAUUCCUCCAACGCAACCAACAGUAGCUAUGCCGGAUCGCAUUCGGGAAUCGGUGAACUGACCCAGACGAGCAAAAGCGAAACCAUUGGAGCCAGAGCGAUUCAGAAUCCAGAUGGCACAGUACAGAGCAUCACGUACAGCAAUGCCGGUGGAGGAAAUCCUCUUCCCAGUCAGAAGCGUUCCAUUAGCGGUCUGAUGGAGGAAUUACGCGGCACACCCAGUGCUCUGGAGAAUCAGGUGCGCAGCACACUGAAGCAGAUGGUAGAAAUGAUGGAGGAGCAGACCACAAUCACUCCGAUGCUAAAGAAUAAACUGGAGAACGACGGCGUCGUUGACCUUCUCAUUGAGAACGUCGAUUCCCAAGACCAGGAAGUCAGCAUGCUGUCUGCCAAAAUGUUGGACAAAUGCAUGAAUACCGAUGCCAGAGAAAGAUUGUUGAAACGGGGGAUCGACGGCAUUGUCAGAGUUGCUACGAUCAAAGGAAAUCCCGAAUCGCGGCGAGCCGGUGCUGGAUUGCUUGAAAAGAUUUUGAACAAUUCAGAAGCAGCAUGCACGGAAGUGGUCAAUCACGGGGGUCUGGACGCCGUAUUGGAGGCGUGCAAGAGUACCGAUGUGGAAACACAGCGUUCUUCCGCGUUGGCACUGCUAAACCUCUCUCUGUACGGUGGUCAAUUCAAUCAGCACCGGAUGAUCAAGCAACGCGCUCAAGAUUGGCUGUUCCCACUGGCAUUUGGCCAGCAAGAUCAGACAACAAAAUAUUUCGCCUGCUUAUGCGUGGGAUCAUUAAUCGCCAAUAAAGAACUGGAAGCCGCCGUAAUUAAAUCUGGCACACUGGACCUGGUGAAUGACUUUGUGACGGAGAAUAGUCCCGAGGAAUUCGCCAGUAAGUAUGCCGAGCAGCUAGAUGCUAAACAGUCGCGGGAUAUCAUCAUCCGUUUGAUGCCGAUUUUGGAAAGCCGCAUCGCCGAAGCCCAGCAGCUGGCGGCGUUUCAUUUCGCUACGGAGGCCUACGCGCGCAAGAAGAGAAAUGAGCUUAAGAUCUUCCGUGAAGUGGGAGCCGUAGAACAUUUGAAAAAUUGCGCCAGUUCGCCAAAUGACGUUGCCAGUAGAUUAGCCGGCGAAGCAUUGGCUGUGCUGGGCGAAAUGAUACCUCAUCGGCUAUCGCAACAAGUUCCUCUUUGGACAGUGCCGGACGUGAAACAAUGGUUGCAGCAGGUUGGUUAUUCGUCCGUCGCGAAGACCUUUGUUGAGAAAGAAGUGGACGGUGACCUUCUUCUGCAACUGACCGAACAGACCUUACGGGAUGAUCUUAAUAUGCACAGCCGAAUAUUGCGUCAGCGAUUUUUGCGUGACCUGUUACAACUGAAACGCAUAUCGGAUUACACAAGUUGUGAUCCGUUUAAUAUUCACUCGCUGCUCCUGCAAAUCGGACCUGAGUAUGCACAGUAUACUUACAAUCUGUUGAAAGCCGGUGUUGAUCCCUCUGUGUUUCCCUUUGUCAAUGAUGAUCAUCUGAAAAAUGACGCCUGGAUCGAAAAUGGCGUACACCGUGCCAAAAUUCUGGAUGCCAUUGGCAAGCGACGUAGUUUAGAAAAAGGGGCGGUGAUGGAAGUCAGAUCGGAGAAUGAUGUGUUCAUAAGCUAUCGACGCGCAACUGGAUCUCAGCUAGCGAGCCUUCUAAAAGUGCAUCUGCAGCUGCGUGGUUUCUCCGUUUUUAUCGAUAUUGACAAGCUGGAUGCCGGCGCGUUCGACCAAAAAUUAAUUGACAGUGUGCGUUUGGCAAAACAUUUCGUUCUCAUUCUCUCACCAAAUGCUUUGGACCGAUGUAUCAAUGACGCAGAACGAAAAGAUUGGAUACAUCGAGAAAUUUCAGCUGCAUUGUCGUAUAAAUGCAAUAUCGUCCCGAUAACUGACCCCUCAUUCAUCUGGCCCAAUCCGGAUGCUCUCCCGGAAGACAUGCGGUCUGUAUGCAAAUUCAACGGUAUUCGUUGGAUACACGAUUAUCAGGAUGCUUGUGUCGAUAAGCUGGAGCGCUUCCUCCGCGGUGACCUUAACCUGAAAGCGGGUCACUCGCCAGUGGCCACCAGUCAAACGGGUGCGGGAACUGCCGGCCAGAUCUCCUCUUCCUCCGCUCAAUCCCCGCUGCCCUCCUCUGGCACCCCGGCGCUUUCCUACCAUGGCUCUGCAUUCUGAGCAUGCUAUAUAAGUGCCCUAGUUUGCUAUUUCGACUGCUGCACGGUCCGAUCCUGUUUGUCUUUUUGCUCGAUACAAACAUUCACACUUGUCGACGUCAUUGUUGAACGUAUUUCUGGUAUAAUCAAUGUAGUUGAUCAUGAGCUAUUAGCAGAAAACGUUAACGCUACUGCAGAGCACGGUAAAAAAUUAAAUAUUAA
Molecule: messenger RNA, 4522 nt
Organism: Paramacrobiotus metropolitanus
Lineage: Eukaryota; Metazoa; Tardigrada; Eutardigrada; Parachela; Macrobiotidae
Product: NAD(+) hydrolase SARM1-like
Exons: 10
Coding region: 1476-4322 (948 amino acids)
Biological process (GO): response to axon injury; signal transduction; negative regulation of MyD88-independent toll-like receptor signaling pathway
Cellular component (GO): dendrite
Molecular function (GO): protein binding; NAD+ nucleosidase activity; signaling adaptor activity
Source: RefSeq, a predicted model, not a curated record